AUGGGGAAAAACUUCGAAGGCGCAGCACGUGAGUUGAAGGAGCUUUUUGAUCUGUUCAACGACGAACAACACCGCAACACCGUGGCUACCAAAUGCGCUGACCGGGGAAUCACUUGGCAUUUCAACCCACCAAAGGCUCCACACUUCGGCGGAUUAUGGGAAGCCGCUGUAAAGACAGCGAAGCGACACCUCUAUCGUCACCUGGGCAAUAAGCGGCUGUCGUACGAAGGCUACUGCACUGUGCUCCACCAAAUCGAGGCAGCGAUGAAUUCCCGUCCGCUGUUGCCUUUGUCCGACGAUCCCAACGAGCUAGCUGCACUCACACCGGCACAAUUCCUUAUUGGCACAUCGAUGUUCGCCGUGCCUGAAUCGGACUACACCCAGCUGAAAUCCUGCACGCUAGAUGAUCUUCAGAAGUGGCAGCUUUUGGUUCAGCGAUUUUGGAAGCAUUAG
This is a messenger RNA of Anopheles merus, 453 nucleotides long. RefSeq lists its product as uncharacterized. Gene Ontology annotation, molecular function: nucleic acid binding. The transcript has a single exon. The coding region runs from base 1 to 453 and encodes 150 amino acids. The record is from RefSeq and is a predicted model, not a curated record. NCBI's taxonomy places the organism in Eukaryota, Metazoa, Arthropoda, Insecta, Diptera, Culicidae.